AUGAAGAGGUGGCUGCUGCCAUCCAACAAUGGGAAAGACCAAGAGCAGCCCCCUCCUCAUCACUGUCCUCCCUACCUCUCCUUAGUGACGUGCUGCUGCUGGGAGCCUCCUCGUCCCCCCUAUCCGGUGGAACCAGAGGGGAAGGAGGAGGAGGUGAAGGUGGAAAAGAAGAAGAAACAGGAGAGCCUGGAGGAGAAAGCGAAGGAGCAGGAGAGCAAGAAGGAACAAGAGAAUAAGGAGGAGGGGGUGUGGAAGGAAAAGAAGAAGAAGGAGGAAGAGGAGAGCCUGGAGGAGAAAGAGAAGGAGCAGGACAGCAAGAAGGAACAAGAGAAUAAGGAGGAGGGGGUGUGGAAGGAAAAGAAGAAGGAGGAGGAAGGGGAGAGCCUGGAGGAGAAAGAGAGGAAGCACAAGAGCCAGAAGGAAGGGGAGAGCCUGGAGGAGAAAGAGAAAGUGCAAAAGAGCCAGAAGGAACAGGAGAGCCUGGAGGAGAAAGAGAAGGAGCAAAAGAGCCAGAAGGAACGGGAGAGCCUGGAGGAGAAAGAGAAGGAGCAAAAGAGCCAGAAGGAAGGGGAGAGCCUGGAGGAGAAAGAGAAGGAGCAAAAGAGCCAGAAGGAAGGGGAGAGCCUGGAGGAGAAGGAGAGGAAGGACAAGAGCCAGAAGGAACGGGAGAGUGUGGAGGAGAAGAAGAAGGAAAAAGCUCACAGUAAAGAGGAAGUGGUGUUUCCCCCCAGCUUGGUGGAACCUCACAGUAAGAAGGGGGUGAGUCCAAGUGAGGCACCUGAAUGUCAGAGGUGGGGGGGACAACUUCCUCAACGUGGGAAGUGGGUGGGUCAAAGCGAGGCCGCCGACGUCUAGGUGGAGGUCUAGGUGGACGACCAAGCACAGCAACUGUGUGUGAAGGAGAUGAAGUCAGGAACUGGAGAUUGUCACGAACCAGUGUGGACGCAACAUGCAGUUACUGUACAUCAUUAUUGUUGCAGACUCCCUAAUUAUCACAUGUAUUCAAUAAGUUGAUGUAUGUAGUAAAGUGAAGUAAGGAAGAAGUUCCUAUGGACAAAUAAACCACCUGAUUAGUGUUACAACACAAUUCUGAUCUCGGUCUGUUAUUUAGCGCUUCAUGAAAGUGUUACGUCAUAAGUAAUAGGUCAUUAUUUUUACUGUUUUAACAAACAUAUUUAGAAUCUCACAGUAAAACAUGAAGAAAUACAAAUACAAAUGAUGUUUAACAUGGAACGUAUUUAUUACAAUUUGUUUCAAAUUAUUGAUGAAAAUCACUCGUCUCGACUGUCUUCUGUUUAGAGAUGGAGGCCAACACCGCUGAUUAUGUGAAGAGUCUCCCAAACCCAGCAGCACAGAGAAAGCAGUGACAAAGACACUUCCUCUAUGUGGUUAGGACUGGGAGGCUCCCCUCUGUCUGGACCGGAGGCUGGAGGGAGCAAAGAGCUGCAGGAAGCUAGAAGAAACAUCACAAACAGAUGUGUUGUUAACUUUGUGAUGUGAAGCUUAUCACCACUUUACUACUCAGAGAUGGAGGCCAACACCGCUGAUUAUGUGAAGAGUCUCCCAAACCCAGCAGCACAGAGAAAGCAGUGACAAAGACACUUCCUCUAUGUGGUUAGGACUGGGAGGCUCCCCUCUGUCUGGACCGGAGGCUGGAGGGAGCAAAGAGCUGCAGGAAGCUAGAAGAAACAUCACAAACAGAUGUGUUGUUAACUUUGUGAUGUGAAGCUUAUCACCACUUUACUACUCAGAGAUGGAGGCCAACACCGCUGAUUAUGUGAAGAGUCUCCCAAACCCAGCAGCACAGAGAAAGCAGUGACAAAGACACUUCCUCUAUGUGGUUAGGACUGGGAGGCUCCCCUCUGUCUGGACCGGAGGCUGGAGGGAGCAAAGAGCUGCAGGAAGCUAGAAGAAACAUCACAAACAGAUGUGUUGUUAACUUUGUGAUGUGAAGCUUAUCACCACUUUACUACUCAGGUAAAUUACUGCUCAGGCGAUUACUUAUAGCAUUGAGCCUCCAUAGACACGGGUGACAACUUCUCCUAUCGUCCUAUGCGGUCCUAUCGUCGUCUCAGUUGCCACAGUUCUCCAGCCUCCACAGCUGCACCUGUCACCACCAAAAUGAAAACGUCAGCCCCAUUAGAAAACAGAGUGAGUAAAUACAUCAGACAAAUACUUGAAGGGCAUUUUAGAUGUCUUUACCGUUUCCAUGGUGUCACCUUCUGCAGCUAAAAGGACAGAAAGACAAAAUAUUAAACUACUGUCAAUUAAAAUGUAUAAAAAGUAAAAUGAAAACUUAUCCCGACUAAACAUCUUUAUUUGCUUACCUUGCGCUUUUUUUAACUUAAUCUAUAGAAAAAAUAUAUUAAAACAAAUAAAGUGUCACGAGAUACAGUAAGUGGAACUUAAAAGAACAAAUAAGAGUUUUACGUGUCUCCUCACCUCCUUCUCCUCGUCUCCCGGUGCCCUCAUCUCCUUCUCCUUGGAAAACUGAAUGUGCAGAAAGAUGAUUAAUUUGUAGGAUCACGUUGAAUUUCAAUGUAAUACAAACAUUUAUUUCUACUCAACUCCUUCUUUUGACAUCUUUGAAAUUGUCACACAAUCAAAAUCUUGUACUCACCUUUGUCCACUGGACUGACAGACAUACUGGUCAGUGCAUCAGUAUCAGUGGCACUGCUCCCUGUGGUGUGGAGCAUGAUUAGAACAGCACACAACCAUGUGUCCCCUCCAUAACACAUGACACUGCAGUCCAUCCUGCUCUGCCACUGAGGAGCUUCAGUGGGAGAUGACAUGUGUCCCUGGUGCCACUGUGACUGAACUGACCUAUCGCUGUGGAGGAAAACACAGUAAUAAACAAGAUAGUUACCCUGCCAGACGCUAGGGCAACUUGCAUGGCGGGGUCGACGGCCCUGCCAGGCGCUGAACUCAGCCUCCAGGGUGAAAGAAAAGUCCAUCCAACCGCCAUGCUAAACUGUAAACGCAGGGCCCCAGGGCCAGACGCAACCUGGGACAAGAACUGCCCAGCCAGACGCAAAGGCUAGUUCUCGGGGAAAAUAUUAGCAUUCAAACUUGUAUU
Molecule: messenger RNA, 3076 nt
Organism: Betta splendens (Siamese fighting fish)
Lineage: Eukaryota; Metazoa; Chordata; Actinopteri; Anabantiformes; Osphronemidae
Product: cilia- and flagella-associated protein 251-like
Exons: 6
Coding region: 1-855 (284 amino acids)
Source: RefSeq, a predicted model, not a curated record